AUCUCACUUCCUGUUUGUACGUCUCCUCUUCGGUCCGAUGGGAACCAGUGGUCGCCUGCAAGUUCCAGCUCCAGGUUGACCCUAAACGUUUCUGGAGGAAAGAACAUUAACUGAUUUGUUUCACGAGGUCCGUUUACAUCCGAAUCUACGGAAACAUGGCGGCGUCCUUGAGCUUCUCAGGGAGCGCCAGGCUGCUGGCAGCGUUGGGCCGGUCUUGUGUGCUGUACAGCUCCUUUGAAAGCAGAGGCCUCCAUGUAACUUCAGUGUGCUUCAAGAACCGAGCCGCUCGGAUCCGGAUCGGCAAAGGAGACCAACCGCUGACCUACGAGCAAGCGCAUCAUCCUCAUCAAAUCGCCCACCGCAAAGGAUGGCUGUCUCAACAUGCCAGUAACCUCAAAGGAGAGGGAGGGGCGGCCGAGAGAACUAUGGAGGACGUCUUCAUCCGGAAGUUCAUGUUCGGCACCUUCCACGGCUGCCUGGCCGACGAGGUUGUGAUCAAACGGCGUGGAAACGCGCUCAUCGUGUGCGCUCUGAUGCUACAGAAGAUGCCGCCGCAGAAGUUUUAUUUUUUGAUCGGAUAUUCAGAGUCGCUGCUUUCCCACUUCUAUAAAUGCCCCGUAAAGCUAGAAAUUCAGACUCUGCAGUCUAAAGCUGUGUACAAGUAUAUCUGACAGAACUACAAUGUUUGUUUUUUAUGUUUGAGUUCAAAGCUAUCUUGAAUAAAAAUGACCAUGACAGAGUAAA
Molecule: messenger RNA, 744 nt
Organism: Fundulus heteroclitus (mummichog)
Lineage: Eukaryota; Metazoa; Chordata; Actinopteri; Cyprinodontiformes; Fundulidae
Gene: mrps24
Product: mitochondrial ribosomal protein S24
Exons: 5
Coding region: 156-671 (171 amino acids)
Biological process (GO): translation
Cellular component (GO): mitochondrion
Source: RefSeq, a predicted model, not a curated record